CAAAUCACUGCUCUAAAGCGCUGUUAACGUCGCUCUCCUUUGGCCGCUGCUGAACAACAAUCAUGGCUGCCUCCUUGAAGAAAGCCGCUCACGACAUUAGUACCCGAAAGAGAACCGAAGACGUGCUUCUGGCGGAGGGGAUCGACUUCACCUCUCUGCUCCUGUCUCCGGCUGUUCUGGAGGGGCUGUCCGCUGCUGGCUUCCAGAAACCGUCUCCGAUCCAGCUCAAAGCGAUCCCCCUCGGCCGCUGCGGACUUGAUCUGAUUGUGCAAGCCAAGUCUGGCACAGGAAAGACAUGCGUGUUCUGCACCAUUGCCUUGGAUUCCCUUGUCCUUGAAAAUCCAGCUACUCAGGUCCUUGUUUUGGCCCCUACGCGUGAGAUAGCUGUACAGAUUCACUCGGUGGUGAUGGCCAUUGGCUGUGCCAUGGAGGGCCUGGAGUGUCAUGUUUUUAUCGGGGGCCGACCUGUGAGUCAAGACAAAGCCCAUCUGAAGAAGUGUCACAUUGCUGUGGGCUCUCCCGGUCGCAUCAAGCAGCUCAUUGAACUGGGUAUGCUGUCUACAGCCAGCAUCAGGCUGUUUGUUCUGGACGAGGCUGACAAGCUGCUGGAGGAGGGAAGCUUCCAGGAACAGAUUAACUGGAUCUUCUCCUCGCUGCCUGUAAACAAACAGAUGCUUGCACUUUCUGCCACCUACCCAGAAUCCCUUGCUCAGUACCUCACCCGCUACAUGAAUGAGCCCACCUUUGUCAGACUGAAUCCAAGUGACAUGGGCCUGAAAGGUCUAAAGCAGUAUUACAAGCUGGUGCCCUCCCAUCCUCUACCUCACAAGAUUUUUGAGGAGAAGGUGCUGCAUUUAUUGGAGCUGUUCAGUAAAAUCCCCUUCAACCAAGCCUUAGUGUUUUCAAACCUGCACACAAGAGCUCAACACCUGGCUGACAUCCUAUCCUCCAAAGGUCUACCUGCGGCUUGUAUAUCAGGUGGUCUUAGUCAGGACCAGAGACUGGAGGCGAUGUCUAAGCUGAAGCAGUACCAGUGCAGGGUGCUGAUCUCCACGGACCUGACCUCCAGGGGUAUAGAUGCAGAGAAAGUCAAUCUGGUGGUAAACCUGGACGUCCCUCAGGACUGGGAGACCUACAUGCACAGGAUUGGACGGGCUGGACGUUUUGGCACUCAGGGUCUGGCUGUGACCUACUGUUGCCAUGGCGAGGAGGAGAACAAGAUGAUGGCCAUUGCUCAGAAGUGUGGCCUCACCAUGUCGGCGCUUCCUUCCACCUUAGAUUCCAGGCUGAUGGGUGAGUCAUGUGACUGGGAUGUGUGCACAGAGGCUUCCACACCAGAGUCUGUGUCACAGCUGUUGUCUAGAACUGAAAAAAAGAAGUGUUCAAAGCCUUCGUCUCAUCCCAUCAAGGAUCAAUCUGUAGAGCACAGGAGUCAAAGAAAGGAAGAUAAAACACACGCAGCACCCAAAACGGCUCCAUGUGGUGGGAAAGAUGUAAAACAGACGUCUUCUGCAAGAGAACGUCUGCCACAGAGUCCUCCUCGUGUGACCCCGACUCGAAAAGAGCUCCAAGACGCCUUGCCCAAGAUCCCUCCUCUCAGCUCCUUUAAGAGUCACAGACAGAGGUUUGUGACCUUUGAGGAGGCUGAGCAGGACUUCCAGACCUUCAUCACCUCGGGUUUGGGGAGAAAUGUGGAAAUCAUUAGAGAGUUCAGAGGGAAAGGAUGUGGGGAUGAGAAUGUACAUAAAGAGUACAUCACACUCCACGAUGACACAAAUCAGAGUUUAAUACAAAAUGUUCAACAGCCGCAGUCGGACCUUUCAUCUCAGAGCUCAGAGUCGGAUUCCUCCAGCUCUCUUUCCGACAUGGAAGAUGAUCUGAAGCCAGAAGGCUUGAAUCAGCAGAUGGGUGCGGAGCAAAAAGCAGUUGUUAAACUUGAAUCUAUGCAACCCCCUCCUGUACCUAGGAUAUAUAACCAGGUAGCUCAACCUGAGAGCAACACAUCCAUACAAAGCACUGAAACGGGCAGUCGCCAGCAUCAACCCAAAAAGAUGAUAAAGGAGAUCCAAAAGGAUCCAGAGAAGUUAAAAGAACCACCAAAGAGAGAGAGGGACAUAGAUGGCUGCAUUGAGAUGGAUGAUGAUGAUGAUGAGGAGGAGGAGUGGAGCUCUGAGAUAUACUGGAGGGCCUGCUACAGAGCCUGGAGUGACUACUACUCCUCUAUGUCCCGUUUUCCAGAGCGCGAGUUCCAAAGCCACUACCACGUAGCUCACAGCUGGAUGGCAGCUUAUCGCAUGAAUGCGGUCUACAUGCAGGAACUCAUGAAACCCUGAGCUGUCUGUCAUCAGCAUUUCCUGUCAGACGUUCAGUAAACCAGAGCUGUUUCCUUCAAACAAGCAGGACUGAAUGGUUUACGCUUAAGUUCAGAGAAUUCUCUAUGAACUUUUACCACACAUGGUGUCUCAGUUACGUUUCUAAUACAAUACAACACAUUCUGUUUGUCAAA
Molecule: messenger RNA, 2506 nt
Organism: Nothobranchius furzeri (turquoise killifish)
Lineage: Eukaryota; Metazoa; Chordata; Actinopteri; Cyprinodontiformes; Nothobranchiidae
Gene: ddx20
Product: DEAD (Asp-Glu-Ala-Asp) box polypeptide 20
Biological process (GO): spliceosomal snRNP assembly
Cellular component (GO): SMN complex
Molecular function (GO): ATP binding; RNA binding; RNA helicase activity
Source: RefSeq, a predicted model, not a curated record